AUGGCGGGGCGAAAGCGAAAUUCGGGGGCGACCAAAAUGGUGCUCGUCAUGCAACUCUGCGACAGCUUUCCCUCCCUGCUUCUCCUUUUUUCCCUGUCUGCUUCCCCUCAUUUCCCUCCCUGCUUCACAUCUUUUCCCUCCCUGCUUUCCCUGUUUGUACCUGCUUCCCCUCAUUUCCCCCCUGCUUCCCCUCAUUUCCCCCCUGCUUCCCCUCAUUUCCCCCCUGCUUCCCCUCAUUUCCCCCCUGCUUCCCCUCAUUUCCCCCCUGCUUCCCCCCAUCCCCUUCCCUGCUUCCCCCCAUCCCCUUCCCUGCUUCCCCCCAUCCCCUUCCCUGCUUCCCCCCAUCCCCUUCCCUGCUUCCCCCCAUCCCCGUCCCUUCUUCCCCCCAUCCCCUUCUCUGCUUCCCCCCAUCCCCUGCCCUGCUUCCCCCCAUCCCCUGCCCUGCUUCCCCCCAUCCACUUCCCUGCUUCCCCCCAUCCCCGUCCUUCUUCCCCCCAUCCCCUUCCCUGCUUCCCCCCAUCCCCUUCCCUGCUUCCCCCCAUCCCCUUCCCUGCUUCCCCCCAUCCCCUUCCCUGCUUCCCCCCAUCCCCUUCCCUGCUUCCCCCCAUCCCCUUCCCUGCUUCCCCCCAUCCCCUUCCCUGCUUCCCCCCAUCCCCUUCCCUGCUUCCCCCCAUCCCCUUCCCUGCUUCCCCCCAUCCCCUUCCCUGCUUCCCCCCAUCCCCUUCCCUGCUUCCCCAUGUCCCCUUCCCUGCUUCCCCCCAUCCCCUUCCCUGCUUCCCCCCAUCCCCUUCCCUGCUUCCCCCCAUCCCCUUCCCUGCUUCCCCUGUCCCCCUUAUCCCUGUCUCCCUUAUCCCUGUCCCCCUUAUCCCUGUCUCCCUUAUCCCUGUCCCCCUUAUCCCUGUCUCCCUUAUCCCUGUCCCCCUUAUCCCUGUCUCCCUUAUCCCUGUCCCCCUUAUCCCUGUCCCCCUUAUCCCUGUCUCCCUUAUCCCUGUCCCCCUUAUCCCUGUCUCCCUUAUCCCUGUCUCCCUUAUCCCUGUCCCCCUUAUCCCUGUCCCCCUUAUCCCUGUCCCCCUUAUCCCUGUCUCCCUUAUCCCUGUCCCCCCUGUCUCCCUUAUCCCUGUCCCCCUUAUCCCUGUCUCCCUUAUCCCUGUCUCCCUUAUCCCUGUCCCCCUUAUCCCUGUCCCCCUUAUCCCUGUCCCCCUUAUCGCUGUCCCCCUUAUCCCUGUCUCCCUUAUCCCUGUCCCCCUUAUCGCUGUCCCCCUUAUCCCUGUCUCCCUUAUCGCUGUCCCCCUUAUCCCUGUCUCCCUUAUCCCUGUCCCCCUUAUCCCUGUCCCCCUUAUCCCUGUCCCUCUCUUCCCCUCUCAACUUCUGUCUUGCUUCCGUCCACCCUCGACCCUGCUUCCCCUUAUCCCCUGCCCCACAUCCCCUCAUCCACUGCCAUGCUCCCACCGACACUUGCACCCACUAUGCACCCCACCCCACAUACCACCAGCCUCCACCACUCCUUCCAUCCAUCCUGCCAUCUAG
This is a messenger RNA of Closterium sp. Yama58-4, 1527 nucleotides long. Lineage: Eukaryota; Viridiplantae; Streptophyta; Zygnematophyceae; Desmidiales; Closteriaceae. The record is from the annotation of a GenBank genome assembly.